AUUUUAUUUACCAAAACAUUAACGACAAUACAACAGACUACUUGGUACUGGAACCACGACCACGAUGCUAACUUAGGUUUUGCAGGCUUUUUCAUUAUGGACAAACCAACACGUUUUCACAUGUAAAGAAAAAGAUGAGUGAUCAGGGGAAAGGCAAACCCACAUUGCCAUUUGGUUGGGUUGUUCGUCAGUCUUCCUCUUUCCCUGAUCGAGUUUACUACUUCAACGUGCAUACUGGUGCUACAACAUGGGAAAUGCCAGAUCUUCUGAAGGAUCUGAAGCCUGGGCUGAAUCCAAGUGCUCACGGUACAAGCAAAAGACCCGAAGAUGUCAAACAUGGCCACAGAAAACUAGAUGUAAACCACCACAAAACUACUAGUGUUAAACAGCAAGGUUCUGGUGUGAAACAACAUGUUCCUAGUGUAAGUCGACCAGUUCCCAGUGUCAGCCAUCCAAAUCCUGGUGUGAGCCAACCUGUUCCUGCUCUGAACCAUCCGAUUCCUGGAGGAAGUCAGUUUCAUCCUAUUGAAGCAAAAUUUUCACCAGAGUUUUCUGAUGAUGAUGAUAGUUUUGACCUUUCUUUGGAACCAAAUAAUGUUGAUCCUGCAUCUGUACCCCGUAAUUAUUACAAUCAACAAGCCCAUCAGACUAAACACCAAUUUUCUUUUCUCAAUACUACAAAGCAAAUUAUUCCUACAGUGUCAAAUGAACUACCUAAACCAUUUGGUUAUGGCAAGCCUAGUCAUUUAGUCAGCAGCUUUGAAAAGAAAGUCCAGGGAACGGGAUCAUCAGCAGCCAGUGUAAGAAGCACUAGUAGUAGUAUAGAAAAUGCUAACAGACUUUACAAAGGACAGAAAACCAUGGGUCAUGAACCUAGGAAAUUCACCAACAAAAAAAGCCAAAUUGUUAUCAAACAGCAAUACUCCAGGAAUUGGUUCUAGAUAUGUUCUUGGUUCAAAAGACAAUAUCAGUUCUAAAUACUCAGAACUAGGUACGAAACAACUUCCAAAUCCCCCAGACAUUUUAGUUGGAACAGAAAUAUAUGACUUGCCAAGUGGCCAUGAAGAAAGAAAUAGUGGUAAAGUGAUUCUUGGCCAGAAAAGGAGCGUUAAGGAUAGACUGGGUUGGUCAUAUUGUUCUACAAGUUUAAGAGCAGAUGACAGCAGAAAGAUUGAUAAAAGAAAAGUGUGCUAUUCACCGAAAGACACUGUGAUUAAAAAUGAUACAAAAACAAUUAAACCUGAAAUAGAAAGCACUAAAACAAGAGUAAAAAAGAAAGCAGUUGGCAAACACAAAGUGAAAAAAGACGGAAAAAAAAGUGGUGAUGUGAGAAAAGUGAUAUCAUCGUCUGAUACUAGUCAAAGUUCAUUACCGUUAGGUGAUUUUCAGGAUGCUGUGUCUGCUACUAGAGACAGAUUUCCAAGUGGGAGUAUGCAUGCCUCCGAGGUACAUACACCUAUCAAAAGACACCUGACAGAUCCGGAGAAACUCCGCAGCAUCCAGUCCUGGAUAGAUCACUGUGAAUUAGAAGAUGAUCUAUCCGACAAGUCAAGUGAAAUCCUUGUACCGUGUUGGAACUUCUCCUCACCUGAUCACGAUUCUGGUAUGGGAAGUCUAGUGCAGAGAAAUCCUCCUGAUAGCCGACGGGUAGUUGUGGCAAACGACAAAUUAUCUGUAUCUACAACAGGUGAUAGUGGUCUGCAGCCAUCAGGCGGGGAAUCACGGAGAGAUUCUGGUGCCAUUCUCAAAAACAAAUCCUGGAAAGGUGUACAUGCCAAACCUGCUCCUGUGGCUCAUCGUAAUGUGACAAGCAUGGACAUCGACGAGUGGCAGGCAGAACCAGCAGCCAUGGAUAACCGCCAGAUUGAGGGAAUGGACGUCUCCGAAAUAGCAUUGAAAGAGGUUCGGGAACAAUUACAAAAACAAAUUCCAACUGAGGUCACUGGUUCCCUCACAGAGCGUGUGUCAGCAUCCGACAGCCAAUCAAGUCUUGCCAAUCUGCACCAUGUGCAGAAGCUGUUGAUAGUGGUUGAUACCAACGUUUUGAUAGAAAACCUCAGCUUCGUAGAGGAACUCAGGGACCAAGAAUUUAAAGAACUUUCAAAACCACUGCUUGUGAUUCCAUGGGUCGUGAUGCAAGAAUUGGAUGCUCUGAAAAACAGCAAGAACAAUUUUUCACUAUCCACUGCCAGGAAAGCCAGAGGUCCAGUAAAUUUUCUAUUCCAAUCCUUCAAAAUCCAACACCCUCGGGUCAUAGGCCAGACUCCAGACGAGGCUAAACAGGCAUUAAAGGAGUUUAAACCAGAGUGUAACGAUGAUCGUAUUCUCCACUGCUGUCUCCAGUGCAAAAAGAGAAAUCCUGAAUCACAUGUGAUUCUCUUGUCCAAUGACAAAAACUUGUGCUCCAAAGCUACCAUACUGAAGGUGAAAGCUUGCUCGAGACAGACAGUGAUCGCGGGCAUUGAUGCACAAUCCAGGCUUCUGUCCAGUGAUGAAGGUUCUGCAGGUCCAGAGAUCCAUCUCACACCAUCCAAGAAUCCUCGCAUAUCUCCAAUCAGAUCCCCAACUGGAACACCUGGAUCUUCCAAAACACUUAACAAACCUGAAGAGAAAGUCUAGUGAUGUGG
This is a messenger RNA of Pecten maximus, 2627 nucleotides long. RefSeq lists its product as uncharacterized. Bases 829 to 2619 code for a protein of 596 amino acids. The transcript is spliced from 12 exons. Gene Ontology annotation, cellular component: nucleus. Lineage: Eukaryota; Metazoa; Mollusca; Bivalvia; Pectinida; Pectinidae. The record is from RefSeq and is a predicted model, not a curated record.